AUGUCUGGCAUGAUGGAUGCGGUCUGUGAACAGUUGGAUGACACAGUGCUGCAGAUGUUUCAAGUUCUGGAGGACAUCUACGACCAGCAGGACAAGCUGGAACAGGCCAUGAAAGAUGGAUUUCUUGCUAUGUCACGAGCCAGAUACUUGCUGGGAGUCAAGUGGGUUUCCGUAGACCAAAUUCUGGAUGCCGAUUUUAGCUCUAAAUAUAGAACAUUGACUGACACUUCUCUAGCAGAUGAGGUCUCGACCUUGGAAGCGGUGGAGAGUUCAUUGAAAACAAGUGAAAUUGACAAGUUAUCCUUGUUUGAGUUAUCGCAAGACACAACUGAUGUUCGUAGUGAUCAGAAAGUUGAGCAGGCAGAAAUUAAGAAAACAGAUGCAGAUAAACAAACGAGUUUAAGAAAAAGACACACUGACAACAGUGGGCCAGAUAAAAACAAAACAAAGGAAGAUAUUGAUGAGACUAACGAAUCAAAGAAGAACACAACUAUUAGCAAAAACAGCAAGAAACAUGAUGAUGAUGAUGAAGAGAAUCCACCCAAGAAAGAAAGCAGUUCUAAUAGUCUUUCUUUAUUUGGGAUAUUGACUCCUCAGCCAUUGCGAACGAGUCAGAAACAUUUUGAAGGUGGAGUGAGCAUCGCUGUCAGUUUAGCAGAUUUAAAGUUAAAGUUAAGUUUACUUCAGUGCAGAUACAAGCGACUCAGCGAGCAGAAACUGUCUCUUUUGUCCGAUGAACAGUAG
Candidula unifasciata is the source of this 744-nucleotide messenger RNA. The record is from the annotation of a GenBank genome assembly. Lineage: Eukaryota; Metazoa; Mollusca; Gastropoda; Stylommatophora; Geomitridae.